AUGAGUGUCAUUGAAGAUCUCAGAGGAAAAGUUAAUUUGGGAGAAAAAGAAGUUACAAAUGUAAAUUCGUCGGAUUUUCCUGGGGAGUACAGUGGGUUUGAUGAUGGUUGGAGCCAGUCAAAAUUUGAAAAAGCUUUUAGGAUUGAUGUAGUAAAGAUCGAUGAUCGAGAUAUGGAGUUUGACAUGGUCGGUAUUGAUCCAGCACUUGCUAAUUCAUUUAGAAGAAUUUUAUUGGAAGAGGUGCCAACAAUGGCCAUAGACAGAAUAGAAAUAAGGAACAACACCUCGAUCGUCAGUGAUGAGAUAUUGGCACAUAGGUUAGGGCUUGUUCCCAUCAAAGCAGAUGCCAGAUUAUUUGAAUACAGGCCUAAAGACAGCACAGAAAUGACAGCGACUGACUCCAUAGGCUUCAAACUCCAGGUUAAAUGUCAAAAAAAUUUGAAGGCUUCGAAAGGUACCCUAGAUAAAAACGAACUCUACAAUCAUUUUAAAGUUACUACGAAGGAUUUAAUAUGGUUUCCAGUUGGUGACCAGACAUACACUGAUGAGAAUGAAAUCCCAAAACCAGCAGAUGAUGAUAUCCUGAUAGCAAAGUUGAAACCUGGACAAGAAAUUGACAUUGUAUGCUACUGCUUUAAAGGAAUUGGAAAGGACCAUGCAAAAUUCUCUCCUGUUGCUACAGCCUUUUAUAGAAACCUACCGGAAAUAAAGUUACUGAGAAAAGUGACGGGCAGAGAUGCUGAGUUAUUGAAAUCGUCAUUCUCAGAGGGAGUUAUAGAGCUGGUUCCAGAUGAAAACGGUGUGAUGGAGGCCCGUGUUGUUGAUAGUAGGAAAGACAUGUUGAGUAGGAAUGCAUUUAGAUACGAAGAGUUGAAAGGAGCCUUUCAAAUUAAUCUCAUCAUCAAACAUUUCAUAUUUUCAGUGGAGUCGACUGGCGUCAUGCCUCCAGAAGUACUCGUCUCUGAAGCCAUCAAAGUUCUCAUGAAGAAAUGCAAACACUUUUUGAAAGAAAUUGAUGAUAUAUAA
Messenger RNA from Helobdella robusta, 1026 nucleotides. RefSeq lists its product as hypothetical. Gene Ontology annotation, cellular component: RNA polymerase III complex; RNA polymerase I complex. The record is from RefSeq and is a predicted model, not a curated record. Bases 1 to 1026 code for a protein of 341 amino acids. The transcript is spliced from 11 exons. NCBI's taxonomy places the organism in Eukaryota, Metazoa, Annelida, Clitellata, Rhynchobdellida, Glossiphoniidae. Gene Ontology annotation, biological process: DNA-templated transcription. Gene Ontology annotation, molecular function: protein dimerization activity.